AUGUUUAAGAAGUUAGCUCGUAAAGAUGAUGUGCCAGUCGUUGAGUUAUCACAAACAACUAGCUUUAUUUACGAUAAGGUAGCCAAAAAGUGGAUUACAGUUGAUUCUAAGACAAUGAAGCCUAUCAAAAUGGAAGUAACUCAGUGCCGAGCAGAAGAUAAGCUAUCUAAUGGCCAGCCUAAACCAAUGCCUCUACCAAAACUCACUAAGCCUCUACCUAAUCUACCUAAAAUACCACAGCCUGUUCCCGGGCAAGUUCCUCGUACGACAGUUAAGACUCUUGAAGCCCGGUAUGGUAAGCCUAUGAUUCCAGUUGCAGAUAUGCCAGCAGUUGCUACUCCUAUGUUCCCUAUGCCAGUGGGUCAAUAUUCCGAGAAGAAUGCUAAAGUCUUUGUUCCUAAGUUCACUCCAACCGCGGAAGAUACUGCGAAUUCUCACAACUAA
Messenger RNA from Nematocida homosporus, 444 nucleotides. RefSeq lists its product as uncharacterized. Lineage: Eukaryota; Fungi; Microsporidia. The record is from RefSeq and is a predicted model, not a curated record. The transcript has a single exon. Bases 1 to 444 code for a protein of 147 amino acids.